AUGGGUAUCCUGGAGGUAGCGAAAGUCAGCAAUGAAGUAGUUGGCAGUGGCUGGUUGGUAAUAGCAGUGAUAGUUGGCAGUGGUUGGUUGGAAGUGGUAGCUGGCGUUGGCUGGUUGGUGAUAAAAGAUGGCGGUGGCUGGUUGGUAAUAGUAGCAGUCGGCGAUGGCUGGUUGAUGGUAGUAGUUGGUGGUGGCUGGUUGGUAGAAGUAGCAGUUGGCAGUGGCUCGUUGGUGGUAGUAGCAGUCGGCGGUGGCUGGUUGGUGGCUGUCGCCAAUUCAUACACGGUUGAAAACGAAACGGCCUUGCUCAGCCAAGUUCUAACUGACUACGCGAUAGGAAUACGGCCAUCGAAUCAGGUCAACGUCACUUGCGGGCUGAGACUCAACAACAUCCUCAAACUGGACAUCGUUGAACAAACACUCUCUGUGAUGGCCUCACUGACUGUGAUCUGGAAAGAUGGCAGACUGUCGUGGAACCCUGGCGAAUGGAUGGGGCUUUAUGUCCUAUACCCUCGGAAUAUUGACGUUUGGAAACCAGUCAUUGUCCAUGCAAACUCAGCUGUGGGAAUUUCAGUAUUGGGUGAUGACAGUAACAAGAACAGCAUCCCCGUGGCUCUGGCAGCAACCGGUGAUUUGUAUUGGAUGGCCCCAUUGUAUUUAGUCUCGUUUUGUCAAAUUGAUGUUUCGAAGUUUCCUUUCGAUACACAAACGUGCGAUAUCGAGUUCUCCACAUGGAUGCUGGACGAGGCCGUGUUGUCUCUCCGGCACUCGAGCGAGGACAUCGUCCUUGAAGAAUACACGGAGAAUGGCGAGUUUGUCAUCGAGAGCACGACCACACUUAAAAAGGACAAGAUUCAACUGCAGUACGUAAACAUCAAGGCACUCGUGUACCGUCUGGUCCUCCGUCGCAGGAGCACGUACUACAUCGUUAAUCUGGUACUUCCCGUCAUGCUCCUUCAGGUUUUAGGAGUACUAGUGUUCAAGAUUCCGGCUAGUAGCGGAGAGAAGCUGUCCUUUUCUCUGACCAUGCUGCUGUCGCUGACCGUUCUGAUGACCAUGGUCAGUGCGAUGAUACCUACAACGUCUCUGCAGGUCUCCGUUUUCUGUAUUUACCUGCUGUGUGGGGCGGUUGCUAGCGCUCUAGAAGUCGUCAUCACCGUGGUUAUUCUCUAUCUUAACAGCCAUGGUGAAAAGCGGUUGACUCUGUUCCCCUGCUCUUCAGAGCGUUCCAGAGUAGUAUGCUCAAGGUCGACAACUCCGUCGCUUGACAUCACUUGUGUAACAGUUGGCUCACUUGAUGGUUGUGAAUUUAAAGACAAAACAAUGUUGGAAAUAAACGAUAAUUGUGUAUCGAACAAACAAAAUAACCGACAAAAUGAGUUUUCGUCUGAAGCGAGGAAAGGAAAAACGUAUGAAGAAUUGGCAAAGAAUAUUGACAAUGUAUGUUUUGUCUUAUUUUCAAUUUUUGUGUCGUCUUACUCGAUUGCUUAUCUUUUCAGCGUUGUUCUUUAGUGCUAUUUUAAGCAUUUAUUAAAUGUGUUAUGUAUAUAUGUAUUUGUUAUUAUU
Molecule: messenger RNA, 1566 nt
Organism: Dreissena polymorpha
Lineage: Eukaryota; Metazoa; Mollusca; Bivalvia; Myida; Dreissenidae
Product: acetylcholine receptor subunit alpha-like
Exons: 10
Coding region: 1-1512 (503 amino acids)
Biological process (GO): nervous system process; chemical synaptic transmission; regulation of membrane potential
Cellular component (GO): membrane; neuron projection; synapse
Molecular function (GO): extracellular ligand-gated monoatomic ion channel activity; neurotransmitter receptor activity; transmembrane signaling receptor activity
Source: RefSeq, a predicted model, not a curated record